AUGUUGGACGUACUAGCCGAUGUACUGCAGCCGUACAAGGAGAUCGUAGGGACCAUCGCGGCCAUCGUAACGGUGGGCCAGAUGUUCUCCGGCUCCUUCAUCUGCUGGGACAUUUACAAGCAGGGCAACACCAGGGGCAUCGGGAUCAUGCCCUUCCUUGGAGGUGUCGUUAUGAGCGUCCUUAACUUGAAGUUCGGUUACAUACUUCGCGACGACAAGAUGAUCCAAGUGAACUUGUUUGGUUUGGCCUUGAAUAUCAUCUAUUGCUUGGUUUACUUCAAUUAUACUCAAGACAAGAUGAAGGUUUGGGCUCAGAUUGGUCUCGCAGGCGCCUUCUCUGCCGCCCUCAUCGCAUACGCACAAAUGGAAGACCCUAAGUUGGUUGAGAACAGAUUUGGAACAAUCAUCACUGCGUUCAUGUUCUACCUGAUCGCCUCACCGUUGUUCGGAUUGAGAGACAUAAUCAAGAACAAGAGCACGGAGGGCAUGCCGUUCCCCAUCAUCCUGUCGGGGUCCAUCGUCACCUUCAUGUGGCUGCUGUACGGCAUCAUACUCAGGAACAAGUUCCUACUUAUACAAAAUCUAGUCGCAGUAGUAUUGUGUGGAUCUCAACUGGCGUUGUUCGUGAUCUAUCCUUCGAAGCCGAAGCCAAGCAAAGAAAAGAAGCCUAAAGCAAAGAAAGCCGACUAA
Messenger RNA from Spodoptera littoralis (African cotton leafworm), 690 nucleotides. The record is from the annotation of a GenBank genome assembly. Lineage: Eukaryota; Metazoa; Arthropoda; Insecta; Lepidoptera; Noctuidae.